Molecule: messenger RNA, 2997 nt
Organism: Uranotaenia lowii
Lineage: Eukaryota; Metazoa; Arthropoda; Insecta; Diptera; Culicidae
Exons: 1
Coding region: 1-2997 (998 amino acids)
Source: RefSeq, a predicted model, not a curated record
AUGAGCAAACCUAACAAAAACGACCAAAGGAACUCCUGUCUGAAACGAAACCAUUUGGCAGCUCGUCAAGUCAUAGCAAAGGAUCUGCCAUCCUUUUCCGGAAACCCUGAGGAAUGGCCCAUAUUCAUUUCAACCUACGAAAGCACGACCAGCAUGUGUAUGUUCACAGAUGAGGAAAACCUAAGUCGCUUGCGAACCUGUCUGCGUGGAGAGGCCCUAGAUGCUGUCCGUAGCUUUUUGAUUCAGCCGUCAACAGUGCGAAAGGCAAUCGAUGUUCUUCGACUGAGAUUUGGACAACCACAGUUCGUUAUCGACUCCUUGAAAGAAAAGGUUCUUUCCAUGCCGCCACUCAAACAGGACUCACUGAAUCAAUUAAUUGAUUUUUCUAUUGCUGUCCAAAACUUAAACGCUACGAUCGAUGCAUGUGGCCGAAAGGAGUACUCCAGAGACUUCUCUCUUAUCGCGAAACUUGUAGAGAAAUUGCCUUCACCUCACAAUCUCGACUGGGCGCGACACCAAAGAAAUUUAAAAAAGAUAACCUUGGCUAGGUUCUGCGCAUGGAUUUCCCUCAUUGCAGAAGAUGCUUGUCUAGUUACGAAACCUACCGGCAAAGGUGAAAGAAACAAGUACGAGAGAGCUGGAACAACAUCCAAAGCUAGGGCCUCCGUGAACGUACAUGCUGAAGUAUCUGACUUCGAGACCAGCGAAAUAGAAAAAUCCCACACUGGAUCAAAGGGCUGUAUUAUAUGCUUUAAGAAUGAUUGCCUUUCUCUUGAUAAGUGCUCUCGAUUUCAAGAAAUGUCGUACGCAGAACGUUGGACAGCAGUUCACGAACAUCAACUGUGCAAGAAAUGUUUAAAAAUCCAUCGAGGUAGAUGUAACUCGCCACUAUGCGGAAAACAAGGUUGUAAGUACAAGCACCACCCUCUCCUCCAUAAAAUCUUAAACGUAGUAGCAGAAAAUCUGGCGUGUAACACGCACCAAACACAAGCUCAGACAAGUCUUUUAAGAUAUGUGCCAGUUACAUUGUACGGAAAAAGCAAACAAAUACAGUGCUACGCCUUUCUAGACGAUGGUUCUCACAUUACGCUCCUAGAUCAAGACCUUUCUGAUGAGCUGAAUUUGCAAGGUGAACCCCGCCCCCUUUUCAUAAAGUGGACGGGUGGCAAACAAAGACACGAAGCGAACUCGCAAUCAGUUAAUUGUGAUAUCUCUGGCAACGGCAGUAGGCGCUUCCACUUGGAUGACGUGCGAACGGUUCAAGAACUACAACUGCCCUAUCAGACGCUCGACGUAGCUGAACUUUCGACAAAAUACGGUCAUCUCCGUGGUUUACCAGUCCAGUCGUAUGAGAACGUUCGACCAAGAAUACUGAUUGGAAUCAAACACGCAUACGUUAGUCUCGUUCGUAAAAGUAGAGAAGGAAAACCUCAUGAACCGAUUUGCAUCAAAACGCACUUAGGCUGGUCUAUUUACGGAGGAGGUAUUGAUGGUGAAGUGAGUAUGGUUCAUCAUGUCCUCCAUGUGGGCGAAGAAAAGAAUCACAGCGAAUGUUCCCUUGAUCAGGCAGUAAAAAACUUCUUUGACUUAGAAAACAUGGGAAUCACAAAAUCAAAUGAUAUCGUAAGAUCCAAGGAUGACCAACGCGCUUUAGAGCUUCUGAAUGAAAUGACGCACUUUAAUGGUGAGCGUUACGAGACAGGCCUUCUAUGGCGAUACCCGAAUACACAUCUUCACAAUAAUAAGGAGAUGGCUCUGCAUCGUUAUCACAGCCUAAUGAAACGUCUAGAAAAGGAUCCUGUCCUAAGAAGCUCUCUCAACGAAAAGAUAGAUUCUUACCUAGCAAAAGGAUAUAUUCGAAAACUAACAAGUGAAGAGAUAAGCAACCCUCGGGAACUGGUGUGGUAUCUGCCAACGUUCCCUGUUACAAAUCCUAACAAACCUGGGAAAGUUAGACUGGUGUGGGACGCUGCCGCAAUGUACAAAGGACAAUCGUUAAACUCCGUUUUGUUGACAGGACCCGACCAGUUAGUUUCCCUGAUUUCGGUACUAAUCAAGUUUCGCGAAAGUCGAAUAGCCGUGUGUGGCGACAUUCGCGAAAUGUACCACCAAGUUAAAAUACGAGAACAGGAUCAGCACUGCCAGCGUUUCCUGUGGAAGGACAAUGAUGGCGAUCCUAGUGAGUACAUUAUGACGGUCAUGACCUUUGGUGCAUCAUGCUCCCCAAGUAGCGCGCAAUUCGUUAAGAAUAUUAAUGCCAAGAGACACGCCGAAAAGUAUCCAGACGCAUCGGAAAUUAUAAUAAAUUGCACUUACGUAGACGAUAUGUUGUUCAGUGUUCCCGAUGAAAAAGAAGCAAUCAACCUGGCAAAAACUGUGCGCUUAAUUAAUAACAACGGGGGCUUUGAAAUACAUAAUUGGAUGUCGAACGCAGCCCAGGUAUUAGCCGAACUCGAAGAAGAACCUUCUUCAGGUAAAAAUCUUGACUUGAUAUCUCCCCUUGCAACAGAAAAGGUUCUUGGCAUGUGGUGGGAAACUACAUCGGAUUCGUUUGUUUUUAAAAUCAACUGGACUCGCUUGGAUAAGGCCCUUCUAGAAGGAUCACGCAUACCCACGAAGCGAGAGGUCCUCAAAACGCUAAUGUCUAUCUACGAUCCCCUGGGUCUCAUCUCCCACUACUUAAUGUUCCUGAAAAUCCUACUCCAAGAGAUUUGGAGGGCUGAAGUGAGCUGGGAUGAAAUGAUAGGAGAUAAACUGAAUGAAAAAUGGCUUAAGUUCGUUAGGCUAUUUCCGGCGCUAGAGAAUCUUCGUAUCCAACGCUGCUUUCACAGUUUUCAUAAACUUAUACCCGUAGUUGAUGUGCAGCUACAUACCUUUGUUGACGCUAGCGAGGAUGGUAUGGCUGCUGUUGUGUACCUACGCUACGCAUCGGACGAUACAGUUGAGUGCUCGUUAGUUGGUUCGAAAACGCGUGUAGCGUCACUCAAAUAUUUAUAA